UCCGCGGGGUGCGGAGCCCGCUGACGUCAGCCCGGGCUUCCCCACCCCCGGGGCUUCCCCACCCCCCCGGCCUUCCUGGGAGGGCUCUCCAGUCGAGGGAGCGUGAUGGUCGCCGCCGCCGGGACCUCCGGAGAAGAGAGGACUUAGGGUGGGAGCAGCGCAGGAAACCGCCUCUCCUUCGGCCUCCAUUUACAGAUGGGGAAACUGAGGCACGGGCCGCUGGCUAGCUCCCGACGGCCCAGUUUCCCCCUUUCCAGGGUGAAGAUGGUUUUACACAACAACCCGGAGUUCUUUAGUUGAAAGGUGCGCUCUAUUGAAGCAAGGCAUUUUGAUCUGCUGUCUUUUUACAGCAUGGACACCAAAUUGCUAAAAACAUGCUUUGGGACUGCCAGUGAAUUUAUCUUUUGUGGUUUUAUUACACACUUAGUAGUUCCCUUUUUUUUGAGUUAAUAUUUUGGAGUUAAUAUCACAAUGAGUUCGGGCUUAUGGAGCCAAGAAAAAGUUACUUCACCCUACUGGGAAGAGCGGAGUUUUUAUUUGCUUCUUCAAGAAUGCAGUGUUACAGACAAACAAACACAAAAGCUCCUUAAAGUACCAAAAGGGAGUAUAGGACAGUGUAUCCAAGACCGUGCUGUGGGGCAUUCGAGAAUUCCUUCCUCAAAAGGCAAGAAAAAUCAGAUUGGAUUAAAAAUUCUAGAGCAACCACAUGCAGUUCUGUUUGUUGAUGAAAAGGAUGUUGUAGAAAUAAACGAAAAAUUCACAGAGUUACUUUUGGCAAUUACCAAUUGUGAAGAGAGGUUCAGCCUGUUUAAAAACAGAAACAGACUAAGUAAAGGCCUCCAAAUAGAUGUGGGCUGCCAUGUGAAAGUCCAGCUGAGAUCUGGGGAAGAAAAAUUUCCUGGAGUUGUACGCUUCAGAGGACCCUUAUUAGCAGAGAGGACAGUAUCGGGAAUAUUCUUUGGAGUAGAAUUACUGGAAGAAGGUCGUGGCCAAGGUUUCACUGAUGGGAUAUAUCAAGGGAAGCAACUUUUUCAGUGUGAUGAAGAUUGUGGAGUAUUUGUUGCGUUGGACAAAAUAGAAAUCAUAGAAGAUGAUGAAACUGGAUUGGAAAGUGAUUAUGCAGGUCCAGUGGACACAAUGCAGGUUGAACUUCCCCCUCUGGAAAUAAACUCCAGAGUUUCUCUGAAGAUUGGAGAAACUAUAGAAUCUGGAACGGUUAUAUUCUGUGAUGUUUUGCCGGGCAAAGAAAGCUUAGGAUAUUUUGUUGGUGUGGACAUGGAUAACCCUAUUGGCAACUGGGAUGGAAGAUUCGAUGGAGUACAGCUUUGUAGUUUUGCAAGUGUUGAAAGUACGAUCCUCUUGCAUAUCAAUGAUAUCAUCCCAGAUAGCGUGACACAGGAAAGGAGGCCUCCCAAACUUGCCUUUAUGUCAAGAGGUGUUGUGGACAAAGGUUCAUCCAGUCAUAAUAAACCAAAGGUUACGGGAUCUACCUCAGACCCUGGAAAUAGAAGCAGAUCUGAAUUAUUUUAUACCUUAAAUGGGUCUUCUGUUGACUCACAACCACAAUCCAAAUCAAAAAAUUCAUGGUACAUUGAUGAAGUUGCUGAAGACCCUGCAAAAUCGCUUACUGAGAUACCUUCCGACUUUGGACAUGCUUCACCACCACUGCAGCCUCCUUCCAUGAACUCACUCUCCAGCGAGAACAGAUUUCACUCUUUACCGUUUAGUCUGACAAAGAUGUCCAAUACCAAUGGAAGUAUUGGCCACAGUCCGCUUUCUCUGUCAGUGCAGUCUGUGAUGGGAGAGCUGAACAAUGCUCCCGUGCAGGAGAGUCCACCCUUGGCCGUGUCUUCUGGUAACUCACAUGGCCUGGAAGUAGGCUCACUGGCAGAGGUUAAAGAGAAUCCUCCUUUCUAUGGGGUGAUCCGUUGGAUUGGGCAGCCACCAGGACUCAACGAAGUACUGGCUGGACUCGAACUGGAAGAUGAAUGUGCAGGCUGUACAGACGGAACCUUUAGGGGCACUCGGUACUUCACUUGUGCCACGAAGAAGGCGCUGUUUGUUAAACUGAAAUGCUGCAGGCCCGACUCGAGGUUUGCUUCCCUGCAGCCAGUUUCCAACCAGAUCGAACGCUGUAACUCUUUAGCAUUUGGAGGCUACUUAAGUGAAGUAGUAGAAGAAAAUACUCCACCGAAAAUGGAAAAAGAAGGUUUAGAGAUAAUGAUUGGAAAGAAGAAAGGUAUCCAGGGUCAUUACAAUUCUUGUUACUUAGACUCAACCUUAUUCUGCUUGUUUGCUUUUAGUUCUGUUCUGGACACUGUGUUACUUAGACCCAAAGAAAAGAAUGACGUAGAAUAUUAUAGUGAAACUCAAGAGCUACUGAGGACAGAAAUCGUUAAUCCUCUGAGAAUAUAUGGAUAUGUAUGUGCAACAAAGAUUAUGAAACUGAGGAAAAUACUUGAAAAAGUUGAGGCUGCAUCAGGAUUUACCUCUGAAGAAAAAGAUCCUGAAGAAUUCUUGAAUAUCCUAUUUCAUCAUAUUUUAAGGGUAGAACCAUUGUUAAAAAUAAGAUCAGCAGGUCAAAAAGUACAAGAUUGUUACUUCUAUCAAAUUUUUAUGGAAAAAAAUGAGAAAGUUGGAGUUCCGACAAUUCAGCAAUUGUUAGAAUGGUCUUUUAUCAACAGUAACCUGAAAUUUGCAGAGGCACCAUCAUGUCUGAUUAUUCAGAUGCCUCGAUUUGGAAAAGACUUUAAACUAUUUAAAAAAAUUUUUCCUUCUCUGGAAUUAAAUAUAACAGAUUUACUUGAAGACACCCCGAGGCAGUGCCGGAUCUGCGGAGGGCUCGCUGUGUACGAGUGUAGAGAAUGCUAUGACGACCCUGACAUCUCCGCUGGAAAAAUCAAGCAGUUCUGUAAAACCUGCAACACUCAAGUCCACCUGCAUCCCAAGAGGUUGAAUCAUAAAUACAACCCAGUGUCACUUCCCAAAGACUUACCGGACUGGGACUGGAGACACGGCUGCAUCCCCUGCCAGAAGAUGGAGUUAUUUGCUGUUCUGUGCAUAGAAACAAGCCACUAUGUCGCUUUUGUGAAGUAUGGGAAAGACGACUCGGCCUGGCUCUUCUUUGACAGCAUGGCUGAUCGGGAUGGUGGUCAGAAUGGCUUCAACAUUCCUCAAGUUACCCCGUGCCCUGAAGUAGUAGAGUACUUGAAAAUGUCUCUGGAAGAUCUGCAUUCCUUGGACCCCAGAAGCAUCCAGGGCUGUGCACGAAGACUUCUUUGUGAUGCAUACAUGUGCAUGUACCAGAGUCCAACGAUGAGUCUGUACAAAUAAACGGGGCCAUCUGGACAGGUGCAGAAACUGAAUGCAAAGUUUUCAUGUUGCAUUUCACUCGAGCUGGCAGUUUUGUUCAACGUCCAUUGCCGGCAAUGGAUGUCUUUUUGGUGAUGAUCCUUCAGAAAAGGAUUCUUGAGUUUAAAAACAAAUUGCUUUUAUGUUACCGAAGUAUUUAAUAAGACGCAUUUUGCACUCUAGAAAGUAUGUUUGUGUUGGUUUUCUAAGAAGUCUAAAUGAAGUUAUUAAUACCUGAAGCUUUAAGUUAAGUGCAUUGAUCAUAUGAUAUUUUUGGAAGCAUAAAGUUUUAAUUGUGACAGUUUAAAACCUCUUUUAGUCCAUUGAGAAUGUAAAUAAAUAUGUCUUCUUUAUGGACCAAGAAAUCAUUUUUCCUUUGUAGCUAACGGUUGCCUUGAGGAGGAGACAUUUUGGUUUUAUUAAGAGUCUACUUUCAAUCCAGUUAUUAAAAUUGUACUGAGUUUGAUUUGUUAAUUCUUUCCUAUAUAGUGCUGAUUCCUGCAUGUCUGCAAUCUGCUGAAGUUCUGUGUUUCUGCAGUAGUGGUCAGAAAAGUACUCAGAUUCCCUUACUGGUGUUUUCUACUUGUUCUGGUUUUGAGAUAAAUGAGUGAUUUUGUCAUAAAAGUCCAUGUUGAUGUAAUUUUCCUGGGGGACUAGAGCAUACAGCUCUUCAUUCAUAGUAGUAACUGUCAGCUAACAGUUUUUUUUUUUAAAGACUCUAUUUUAUGCAAUGAGGUACAGUAAAUUUUACUAAAAUAUUGGCGUGAUAAAUAUAUUAUCAAACAUAUCAAACAUAAAUAAUAUAUUAUGCAAACGUGAACAUUAAUUUGGCAUAUAGGAUUACUCACUGAAAUUUCCCUGAAGAGAUGUAUUGGAUAUCUAAACUUCUACUAUUUUAUGUAGGAUUGUUCAGAACUUACAUUUGAUCAAUCAGUCCCCUCACUAAAUUCAUUUUGAUUUCCCUUGAGGUAAUGACAGUUACGAAUCAGAUAUUUUAAUGAACGUUAGCAGCAGCUUCGCCCUCCUUCUGAUUAAAUAAGUAGAAAAUGAGUGUUUUCUUAGCUCCUGUCCGUAGUGUGUGUCCAGCUCACCAGUGGCCGCUGUAGACUAGAAGCGUAGGUUAUAAAUGUCAGUGCUGUGGAAUGUGUUGUGUGUGGCGUUGUUGUCUCUCUGGAAUGACUUCCUAACCAUGCAGAAAGACAGAAAUUGUCAUAUGUGUAUAGCAUAUGACUUCAUAAAACAUUGAAUGUCAAAAAAAAAAAAGGGAAAGAAUCUUCAUAAACCCUGCAGUUAUUUUUUUAAAGUCAUGUUUACCCUUUGAUUGUCAUUCCAUUUUGCUAAUAUUUAUUAGCUUUAUAAAUCAUAGUAAGAUACAAAAAUUCUUUCAUCUUGUAAUUGUUUUCAUUUUUGAAAUGAAAAGAUACACAACUUUUGUAUGAGGUUUUGCUCAGUGCCUGGGUAGGGUGGUGAGACAGAUACUAGACCCCGGGGUCAAGGGUGAGAACCUGGGCUGUGGGGCUGGCCCUGCCCCUUCUCCGGGGCAAGUGAGGGGCGUGGGAUGCAUGAUCCUGGGUCAUUUCUAGCCCUGACCUUCUACCAGUCCAGUCACUCCUUCAUAAAUAUGUGUAAACGGGUGAAGGAGCUUAUCCAUGUGGUGGUAAAAGACCAUCUGGACGAAUGAUUAGGAAUCUUCAUAUAGGUAAGACUCGAUUUAAAAAGUCUUUAAAAAGAAAGAGAAGACAGUUCCUUUUCUGUAAAAAUUAAAACAAAAAAGUUGAGGAAGGUCUGUCCUGUCUGGCCCCUCGUGACAGAAGACUUGAAGAAGACGUGUGUGGCUGCAUGCUCCUCUCACGUGGGCGUGGAGGCUCUUUCGAGCAGAGGGGCCUCAGCCACACAUGGUUUCUAAGGACAAUUUUUACAAGUAGAGCUUCCCAUCCUUUUAGUAUCACCUGGGGAGUGAGCACCCAGUAGAGGAUGCAGGGCCUGCUAUGGUGGUUCCUUUGGAGGCAGGGUCCUUCCCGGCCCUAGGUGCUCCCCCACCCCCACCCCCAGGCAGUCCUUCCUUGUUCCUGCUCCCGCAGAGCCCUGGGUGUCAGGUGGGCACAGGCAGGGCCGGGCUGUGUGACACCAGUGGCCCAUGUGCCUGUUGAUUUAUUUAAUUUUUAGCCUUAACUUAAAAAAAAAUAUUUUCCUGUUGGCUUUUUAAAUGUUUUGGUUAUCCUUUCUUCAUGUAUCCUAUCAUGUCUACAAUCAAGAUGGCAAUAUAGUAGAAUGAUCAUAAGACAAGUCAUGUUCUCCCACCGCCAUUAAAUAGACACAUGUGAGUGUGUCUGUCUGUGUGUGAGAGUUUAUAUUUAUGGGGCGUGGGGAGAGAAGAGCAACCAUGUCAUAAUGUGUUCAGUCCCUCACUAUCAGCUUUAUAAAGGAGUUGGACUCCAUCCACAAAAGAAUGUUUUAUGACUGGGAAUACCCGGGGGGAGGGUAUAACUCAGUGGCAGAGUGCAUGCCUUGCAUGCAUGAGGUUCUAGGUUCAACCCCCAGUACCUUGAUUAAGAAAAUACAUAAAUAAUAACCCCCCCCCCCAAAAAAAAGACUGGGAAUAUCCAUUGCAAUCCAAGAGAAACAGUAAUAAAACUCAAAAAAAUAUAGUGGUUACAAUUGCUAGAGAUUCUCUCCUUAGGCUAGAUUAGGAUUUUUAUAAUUCAUAUUUGCCAAAUGUUAUAGGUAAAUAGCUUCUUUCCAUCCUAUUGAUUCGUUUAUUUUUUCACAUGAUUCACAUAAUUCAGGCACAAGGGGAAGAUACGGUAGUUAAUCUCAUGGCACUUGCAUUGUUGCUCAGAUUCCUGUUGGGCGAACAUGGCGUCUUCACCAGUUCAGAGGCGUUACUGCCCUCCUCUGGUGGAUUUUGAUAGCCAGCUAGAUGAUUUCGCAUCUGCUUGGGUGAUCGUAGACAGAUGUGAGUGGGGAAUUCAGAAUUGGGCCUUAGCUGAGUGACUGCCUACCAGCAAGUAUUUCUCAGACACUUGUUACCUAGGACUGUGACCAAAGGAACAUGAGGCAUGGUCCCUGCCCUCAAGCAGCUUACCACCUGCUUCUGCCAACAGAGUAUCUCCUCAUGGUUGCUUAGCCUAUGUGUCAGGUGCCAGGUCCGGGGAUGCUCUGGGAGGCAGCGAGGUGUGACAGAGUGGUGGGCCAGGGGACAAGGGCCUGGGGUCUAGCCCUUUCUCCAUCGCUUGCUCUGUUAGUUUUGGGCAACAUCUUGACUUCUUUGGACCUUAGUGUCCUCCACUAUAUAGCAAAGGGUGGGAAUAUCGAAUUUCAUAGGACAAAAUACAAAUUUCUGGGUUCCCAGCCAUGCAUGCCUGCUGGAUGAGAUUCUUCAGGAAUGGGGUCUAGGAAGUGCCAGAAGCUCCGCCAGGUGAACCUGGCCCUCAGCCAGACUUGAAAAGCCCUGAACUAAAAGAUCUGGAAAACUUUCUCUUCAUGUGACUGUGUGAUUGCACAAGGUUAUUGUGUUAAUGACUCUGCAUACAUGUGGGUAAUUGUAUGUUUCUCAUAUUGUGUCUCUGUGUUUGCACGUGAAUUUCUGUCAGAAAUGAGUUUUAGUAUCGAUGCCUCACGCCGCUGUUUCCUGUCUUGGGAACACACUUAAGAGGAUAUUGGAUGUUAUUUACUUGGACAUUUGCCAUUCGUUUAAUUUCUUUAGGGGAAAUUGAGGCUCUGGGAACCAAAGAAAUGGAAAAACAAAAUUGUCACGCGAAAGAAAAAAUGUAAACUAUCUGCUACUUUAUGAUGAAAAUGUUAACCUUCUAUGAGAAGAUUCUUCUCUGGGGUAAUAGGUCCUCUUGUCAUAAAGUAAAAUGUCCUUGUUAAAGUAGGGGGGCUGUAAGGCUUAUAAUGAAAAAUGAGACCACCUUCUUGAGGAGAUGUUAACAACACGCUCACCAUUCUCCCUCAAAGAAAAUAAUACUUGAAUUCCCCAAGGCAAGUGGGGGUGGUGGGGGAGAGUGUGGCACAGCGGAAGCGUGCAGGAGAGCGGGCGGGGGGAGGGAGGGCCGGCCUGAGAGCUGGUUCUCUGUGCCUCCUGGGGUGGCGUGGCUGCUCAGGGGCUGGGGCUUCAGAGAGUGGGGCUGCCUGCGGGGGGUCAGCUUUGUGUUGUCUGGUUUCCUUUCUGAACUUCUGUUGGAAAGCAAAAGAGGAAAAAAAGACUCUUCAUCUUACUCUAAAAUCCUGGAAUAGCUGAAGGGUCUCUCUUGAGUCAGAAAGCAGUGGUAAAGAGCUAACCAGCAAACAUGGGCAAAGAAAAGGGGAAAAAAUGGUAAAGAAAGACUUUCCUUCCUCUGGGCGCAGUAAACGUCAGUAUUUGGAGCAGGUCACUCAAGAACCUCAUUUGCUUUCCUGACCCUCUGUCUUGUCAGUGAUGCUGUUUUUGUUUCACUGUAUUUUAACGUCAUCCUGUAACACAGGUCAGGGGCAGGCCAGGUCCGGAGGGAUUGUUCUUUGGAGCACACAGCUUCACAUGUGAUUCUCUUGCACUUUUAAACCCCGUCCACUUGUGUUUUUUUGAGAGAGACUGUAUUGGGGACUCAACUGUCCUUGGUUUCAUUUUCUAAAAUGGCCUAUAGUACUCCUGAAAGUCUUAGCAUCCUGUCAUAAACAUUCAUUAAAAAAAAAAAUCCCGUUUGGAAAUUCCCAUGGAACAAGUAGGUCUGGGCAAAUUGGUAUAAAGGAGCACAUUUUGUAUCACAUUUCCCAUAUUUGGUAUCUUGUUCAACAUUUUUUUUUUUGGCCUGACAAACAUUCUAUAUUUAUGAAGACAUUCUUUAAAAAUAAAACCACAUAAAAUAUCCCUUUACUAUCAGAUUGCUCUGAUUUAGCCUUAAUUUUGUUAAAUUUUUUAGAGAUGAUUGAAGUGCUGCUGUGGAAAGAAAUGUACUAUAUAUACUAUUUCUGUAUCAUUAAAAUUAAAUUUUUAUGGUUCU
Messenger RNA from Camelus dromedarius (Arabian camel), 8333 nucleotides. It is a transcript of the gene CYLD, whose product is annotated as CYLD lysine 63 deubiquitinase. Gene Ontology annotation, biological process: necroptotic process; regulation of mitotic cell cycle; protein K63-linked deubiquitination. The transcript is spliced from 18 exons. Lineage: Eukaryota; Metazoa; Chordata; Mammalia; Artiodactyla; Camelidae. Gene Ontology annotation, molecular function: cysteine-type deubiquitinase activity; K63-linked deubiquitinase activity. The coding region runs from base 472 to 3333 and encodes 953 amino acids. Gene Ontology annotation, cellular component: cytosol. The record is from RefSeq and is a predicted model, not a curated record.